CGAACUUUGAACAAAUGAGAACAACUCCCAAUAGUGUAAAAGAAACAGCAUCUAAAACAUCAACUCAAGAUUAUAAAAAAUAAUAAUCAUAACCUGUAUGUGAAUUAAAAUAUUAUAAAGACUGUUAGCAUUCCAGAAUCUAGUCAAUUAUUCCAUAUUCCCUAAAAAUAUUGUCAUUAACGCUUAAAACCAUAACCUACUAUAUCUAAAUCUAUUGAAGAGAAAAGAUGCAAGAUUAAUAAGAAUAAUUUAUCAGAAUUAAAUAAUCGUACAAAUAGCAGUUCAAAAAGUCGAAUUUCAGGUUUUACAAGCAAUUAAUUGGAAGAUGAUUCUUUGUAUAGUUCAUAGAAUGCACUUAAGUUAAAGAAAAUAAUCGGUGAUUCAUAAGCUUUUAAUACUCAUCUAUUUGUGUAUAAAUAUUAUUCUAGUCUUUUAUAGUUCUAAAUCAAAUUUAACUUGUGAUUCAUCUAGUCCAGGAGGUAGAUAAAAUAAAUCAGCUUAUAAAAAAUCAGCUGAUUUUGAUAUCAAUUAAUUGAAUAUGUUAAAAGAAAAAAGUAUAACACAUAAAAAGGCUUAAUCCUAAUAAGCAAGUUAAUCAAAAGAAUUAAUUGAUUAAUUUUUAAAUCUUGAUAAAUAGAUUUAAGGAUCAACUUUAGAAUAACAAAAAAAAUAAUAAUAUUUAAAAUAAAGAGGGUUAUGGGAUCCCUUUAAAGAUCUAUUUAUUAAAUAAUUUGCCAGAACUCCAAUAUAAUUUAAAAGUGUGUUUAAUUAGUUGUAAAUAUAAGUUAGAGAAAUUGAAUAAUAGUGGUCAGACAUUAUUAUGUAAAUAGCAAAUAAUUUAUUUGAAUUAUUAUAAAAUUCUGCUAUACUCAUGGCUUAUGAAUAAGAUUUAAAGUUAAAUGAAUUAGUUGAUUAAAUGAAAAGGGAAAGAGACAUUUGGUAAAAUAAUUUUAGAUCUCUUGAAUAAGAAAGGGAUAUUCUAUUAGAAACUGUUUCUUAAUUAAAAUAAACAUUAGAAAAAGAGAGACCAUCUCCAUUUAAAUAAGAUAAGAAAUAAAAAGAUCUUGAUAAUGUAGAUAUUCCUGAAUUAAAAGAAAUGACUAUUUUAAUGCAAUAGAAAAUUUUAGAAAUGUCAGAAAAAGAAUCUAAAUUAAUUAAAUUAGUAUUGGCAAUACGUAAAACUGGAAUUGAUAUAGAGAAGAUAUAUAAUGAGGAAGUUUUGAAUGAAGAUUCAUUUUCAGACAAACCUAAUUAAUCAAAUAGAGAAUAGAAGUAAAAUUUAAUAAUUAAAUUAUAGAUAAAAUUUUAUAACUAAAAUUGAAAGAAGUUUUCAUGAUGCUGAUAAUUCAGUGGUUAAUGAUUCUGAUGAAUCUAGCUUUUAAUAUAAUGGAAGAUUGGAUGAUGAAAGUAUUAUUGAAAGUAUUAGAAGAUUUGAAAACAGAAAUUAAAAUAGUACUUAUGCUACAGAAAGUAAAAGCACAGUAAAAAUGAAAAUAGAUUUAUCAAAAUGUAAUUAAUAGCAACAAAAAUUGCAAUAAUUAUAAUAGUUAUAAUAAUAAUAACAAUAAAAAAAAAUUUAACAGCAACUUUAAUAAUAUAAUAUGAAUAAAUUGAAAAUACCUGAUUAAGAAAGUAUAGGAUUUCAUUAAGAAUUUAUGAUGAAAUUUAAUGAGUUUUCUGAAAGUUGGAGAUUAUAAGUAUUGAAAGAUGAAAAGAGAAUAAAAUCUUGA
Messenger RNA from Paramecium sonneborni, 1730 nucleotides. Lineage: Eukaryota; Ciliophora; Oligohymenophorea; Peniculida; Parameciidae. The record is from the annotation of a GenBank genome assembly.